CACAACCGUCGAGCGCUGUCUGCCGGUAGGGCUGUAAAAGGAGGUGAAAAGGCUGCCCAUUCAUAAGGAAGAGGCCGGACAGCACCUCCACAGCGCGUCAACAGCCGGCGGGCACCGCAGCGCGCGACGCCGCCGCGGCGGGGCUGCCCUCGCAGCACGCACCAACGAUGAGGAGCUUCCGGAGCAACCAGCGCGGCCGCGUCCAGCCCGCGGAGUACGCCGGCGAGGUGACCAAGCCCCAACAGCGCUACGGUUCAAGACAUCGGCCGCGCUCCGCCGGCGCCUCGUCUCGACGGUACGGGAGCUCGAGGUGGCCGAAGCCGCAAUACCCCCAGUACCACCAGUACGCGAACGUCCCGGCCGGGAGGCCGUCCUCCGCCCACUACCAACAACGACCUAGGACCGCCGGGAGUCGGCCCUCGUCUGGUAAUACGGCUAACGUCGACGCCUGGUUACGAGCGCGCCACGGCACGGCGACCUACGGCCAGCCCCCGCAGCGGGCCUACGGCCAGUCGUCGGGGUAUGGCCAACGCCCUAGGAGCGCCUCGGCGGCGUCACGUGCUCAACAGCCGAAGAAAGAGGAACGCCGCGAAUACUACCCCUCCUCGGUCCCGCCGAAAGCCGGCGCGCCGAGACCGUCGUCGGCCUCUUCCUCAAGACACCAAGUGGCCAAUAAUGACACGGCCCACGCGUUGUUGCGGCAGCAGCAGUACCAGCAAGAGCGCCAGGAGUACGUCCCGCCGAGCCAACAGCAAACAUCAAGGCCGUCGUCCGCGGCCUACGCUCUCGGCACGGACAAGGGCUACGUUGUUGAGAGGGAGGUCUCGGAGCAGAUCAAGAAGCCCCAGCGGCCCCAGUCGGCGAGUGCCGCGCGAGCGCCACCCAAGCCCCAAACGCAGACGCCGGCUUUUGCUGGCAAAGCCAGUCGCCCACAGAGUGCGGGCGCGACGCGACGGCCGGCGCCGCCGACGGAGUGGAAGCAGCCGUCCGUGGACGACAAAAAUGCAGUGUUCAAGUCGGGCACGCAACGGCCGCAGAGUGCCGGUGGUGGUGUCCGUCGACGAAACAACAGCCAGGAGGAACAAUACCAAUGCGCUCCGGACCAGCGGGACUAUCUGGCUCGAUUGUUAGUGCAGUCGACGCAGUCCAGAAGAGGUUUACCCGAUUUCUAUUCGUUUGGCAAGGUGAUCGGUGUCGGUAGUUUCGGCACGGUCCGCAUCGCCUGGCACAAGCUCACGGGCCGGAAAGUGGCCAUCAAGACCUACGAGCGCUCCAAAAUGAAGGACCCGCAGCAGUGGAAGCGGGUCCAGCAGGAAGCGAGGGUCAUGGAGAAGCUUUCUGAUAGCACGUUGAUCUGUCGCUUUCUCGAAGCUUUUGAGACCGUGGCGCCUCGCAGAGCGCAUUUAGUGAUGGAGUUCCUGCCUGGAGGUAAUCUCUGCAGCUACGUGAAGGCCAAAAGACGUAUAAGCGAAGGCGAGCUCCAACCGCUCCUGGUCCAGUUAGCGACGGCUUUAGAUCAUAUGCAUUCAUUAAAUAUAGUGCACCGAGACAUUAAGUUGGAGAACAUCAUCUUCCUCGACGAGCGCCAUAAGGUCGUGAGAAUUAUUGAUUUCGGGUUUAGUACAAGAUGUGCCCCUGACAGAAGAUUGAGGUUGUUCUGCGGGACGCCGUCGUACAUGGCGCCGGAAAUUGUUCGGAGGACGGAGUAUCGCGGCAAGCCCAUCGAUCUGUGGUCGUUUGGUGUGGUGGCCUAUGCUUGCUUGGGCGGGCACUUCCCCUUUGCGGCGCGGAGUCAGCCGGAUCUUUAUAGAAAGAUCCUGCGAGGUACGUACCGACUGCCGGAAGGGUGUUCUUCUGGAGCUGCUGCAUUGCUCCAGCAGUGCCUCGUGGUGGACGUGGCGCGACGGAUAACGGCCCCCGAUUUAAGACGGCAUCCCUUCGUGACCGCCGGUUUACAGAACGGGCAGAUGGCCGGCGGGCAUGUUGGUGCUCUCACUAGAUCGAGAAAUCCGGAGCACGACCUACGACGGGAAGCUUCGCAACGCAUCGAGGCCCUCGGCGUGCCCAAGGACGCGCUGCGCGCGGCGGUCUGUCGGGGCGAACACACGCCCCUCACGAGUUGCUACUACCUGCUCAUGGACUCGUUGGGCAUCCGCGAGCGGCCGAACGAGCCCGCCCCAGCCGAGGUGGAGGCGAAGGCGGCGCCGGCCGCCUACCCCCAGAAGGCGGGCAAGGAGAACGCCGCGCCCGACGUCCUGGUCAUCGAUCAUGAUGCCGUGAAGAAACCAGUCGACGCCGAGGCGGACAAGCCCCCCGCGCUCGUGGUUUGAAUCCCCGCUUCGCUUCGGAAGAAUAAGAUUUCGUUUCGGA
This is a messenger RNA of Pelagomonas calceolata, 2370 nucleotides long. The record is from the annotation of a GenBank genome assembly. NCBI's taxonomy places the organism in Eukaryota, Pelagophyceae, Pelagomonadales, Pelagomonadaceae.